AUGGCAUCCGACACUUCCCUCUACGGCACCCGCAAACCAAAAACCACCCCCAAAGAACUCUCCUCCUCCACCUCCUUAGCCUUUACCUCAACCCUCUCCUCCCUACUCUCCACAUCCACCCCCUCUGCAACAGCAGGACGUCCACGCCCCUCAAAAGCAGCCAAAAACGACAUAUUCACCUCCCACAACAAAAACACCAAGAAGCGCGCAGCCCGAGAUCUAGACGAAGAUCCAGACGAUGCGCGACCGCAACAGCGAAAAGACAUAGGCAGCGUAGACGAAGCCUUGUUGCACCGCAGUAAAAAGAAACUCGCCGCGAAAGCAAAACUGUACAAAGAAAUGAAACGCUCCGACUAUGCGGGAGACGAAGGCGAUGCGCUGGUGGACUUUGAUAGGAAGUGGGCUGAGAAACAAGGAUCAAAACAGGGACAAGGUGAUGGCGAGCCGUCAAGCUCAUCCGAGGACGAAGGACCAGCGCCAGAUGAGGAGAUCGUGGACUACGAAGACGAGUACGGACGGUUACGGCGGGGCCCGAAAUCAGAAGCUGAGCGUAUGGAGCGGCGGAAGAGGAACCAGACGCUAGGACAGGAAGAACUCGAUCGUAUAUCGGCGCGGCCUGCGCAGCCCUCCAAGCUCAUCUACGGCGACACGGUGCAAACGCUAGCCUUUAAUCCGGACGAGGACAAGAGCGUGAAAAUGGAAGAGCUGGCCAGGAAGAGGGAUCGCAGUAUGACGCCACCGGAGAUGAAGCAUUAUGAAGCGGAUAAGGAGUAUCGGGUUAAGGGGGUGGGGUUUUAUGCGUUUAGUAAGGAUGAGGAGUCCCGGAAGAGGGAGAUGGAGGAGUUGAGCAGGGAGAGGGAGGUUACGGAACGGACGAGGAAGGAAAGAGAACUGAAGAAGGAUGAGAGGAAGAGAGAGCUUGAGGAGAGGAGACGGGUGUUGGGGGAGAAGAGGGCGAAGAAGCAAGCGGAUGCUUUCUUGGAAGGGCUGGGUGCUGAUCUCGGAGUUGGCCCUGGAAGUAAUUGA
Molecule: messenger RNA, 1026 nt
Organism: Lachnellula hyalina
Lineage: Eukaryota; Fungi; Ascomycota; Leotiomycetes; Helotiales; Lachnaceae
Gene: SPAC140.04
Exons: 1
Coding region: 1-1026 (341 amino acids)
Cellular component (GO): nucleus
Source: RefSeq, a predicted model, not a curated record